This is a messenger RNA of Zootermopsis nevadensis, 3287 nucleotides long. It is a transcript of the gene Mettl4, whose product is annotated as Methyltransferase like 4. Gene Ontology annotation, molecular function: methyltransferase activity. NCBI's taxonomy places the organism in Eukaryota, Metazoa, Arthropoda, Insecta, Blattodea, Termopsidae. Gene Ontology annotation, cellular component: nucleus. The record is from RefSeq and is a predicted model, not a curated record.
GUACGGUUUUUUCAGGUUCAGACUGCAUAUAGCAAAUGGGAAGGCAAAUGGUCUCAAGUGUAUGGUAGUACCGUUCUCCGAAUUUAAGUCUGUUCCAAAUUUAUUCUUGAAUGGAAAUGGAUUUCUUUCUGCCGUUCCCAUGUAUUUGAAGGUUUCCGCAUUUCCCAAAGACGAGCGACGCCAACGCCAAUUUAUGUAGGCUCCAUAUUUUUUAACGAAACGUGUUGUGUGGAAAUACAAGCGUGCGGUAUGAUUGUUAUUUCGGUGUGGGAAGCUUUUUAAAUAUCAAAUUUAAAUUAUUGUAUCUUUGUUUUAUGGAAAUUAUGAACUAAAGGAAGUGCCGUAUCGAAAGUGAGGUUAUUUACUAACUACUUGAACUGAAUAUAAUGUAAGACGGAGCACGGCUAAUAACAAAAAACGGUGGUUUUAAGAUCCUACGCGAAUUUUGUAAUUAAAUCGUCUCGUUUCCUCUAGUUUAAAUUAAUGUAAGCAGUUACUGAGCACUGCUGUUAAAUAUGAGUGUGUUGUGCACUUUGACGAAUGGAUGGAUUAUUUCGCACGAUCAUUUUAUUCGUACUGUGUACGAAACAGUUCAGGGGAUACCAAAUAAAAGUUUUGCAUUUGAUUCUUCAUUGUUUCAAAUCAACACACCAUUUGUCAGGUCUUUGUGCGUCAGUAAAAACAAUCCUGUUGCUGAAAUUAAUUGUUCAGCUUCACCGCCAAGGAAAAGACGAAAAAAGCGACGAAAAGGAACAGAGAUUGUUAACAUGAAAGAUGUUGCAAAUGUUCAAAAAUAUGCUGCAUCGGUGAUUGAGGAGGUAACGAAACUCGAGUACUUCAGUUACGUGCCAACUUCAAGUGACAGGGAAAGAAAUAAUGCGGCUGCUCAAGAUAAGGCUCAUAGCUUUUACCUAAGUUACCCUGUGUCAGCAGCUUUAAGGCUGCAUGGUGAGAACAGCUUAAGCCAGGGAUUGAUCACUCAAGUGAACUGUGAAAAUUACUUGGUGCCUGCAGAAUGCAAGUUUUUCAGCUAUGAUGUGAAUGAAAUUGAGCACAAGCUGCAUCUUUUGUCAUGCCCAUAUGAUCUUGUCCUGCUGGAUCCACCAUGGUGGAAUAAGUACAUCCGGCGGAAGAAGGCCAAAUGUGCGAGAGCUGGAUACCAAAUGAUGUACAGCAUGGACUUGAUGAAAAUUCCUGUAGCAAAUCUGACAGCACCAGGUUCCCUGGUUGCAGUGUGGUGCACCAAUUCAGACAGUCAUCUUACCUGCCUUUGCACUGAAGUAUUUCCAGCUUGGGACAUUGAAUAUGUGGGGAAGUGGUUCUGGCUAAAGGUGACGCGUGGUGGAGAGCCAGUGUGUCAGUUUUCAGAGCCUCCUGGGAAGCAACCGUUUGAACAGAUAGUGUUUGGAUACAAGAAAGGUGGGAAGAGGAAGCAGCCGCUGCCAGAACCAGGCAGAGUUAUCCUCAGUGUGCCAAGCGCUAUUCACUCACACAAACCACCCUUAUCAGAUGUUCUGGCUCCGUAUUUGCCGACAAAUCCUCGCUGCAUGGAAAUAUUUGCCAGAUACCUGCUGCCAGGAUGGACAAGCUGGGGCUGUGAAGUUCUAAAGUUGCAGCAUCUCUCUCUGUAUGCAGACAGGGAUGAUGAUACCUGAAGCCGUCAUGGAAAUCAUGCUAAUAGGUUUGCUGAGAAUGAGGUCUAGGAUGGGUCUGAGAUUUGGUAGGCUAUACAUGUCAUGGAGAUAGGGUGAGUCAUACAGCACCCAAGGAUAUGUGGUCAUCCCUGAUGGAUACUUGACUCUUUGGUGUGUCAUGCCCUGAUGCUGUCAUACUAAUUUAAUUUGACUGUAACCGUAAAAUUUAAGUAGCUUUUGGGUGAAGUAUUGGGGGGGGGGGGGGGGAUAUUUGGUGUUAUAUGUGUAAAGGUAUUCAGCAGUGAUGUGGAAUUUGGUUAGAAUUGAAAUCUUUAGUCCUAAUGGCAAUUAACAAUAUGUCUACAGUAAUCUGCACAAGGGGAGGGGAUGUAUCAUAUAUAUGCAUUAGUUCCUUAUCUUUACAUAUUCUUGGCAGUUUGUGUAGCAAAAGGACCUGACUCGUGAGCUUAGUAUUGUGGCACAAGAAUUGAAUUACCUGCAUAAAGAACUUUCAAAAAUGGGUCAUGCGGUAUUUGUUAAUAGGCAUACCCAGCAGUUUGGCAGAGAUUCUUGAAAAUGUAAUUUAUUUUGUUUGAAUAGAGUGAAACUUACCCUCUUUAUUUCAAAUAUUUCUUAUGAACUGUAUAUUUUUGAAGUGCAACACACACUUCUCCCAGAAUAUCGUUAUGAUUCCUCUGGAUUUGAGAACACCAAUCUGGAUAAUUUUCCUCAGCACUCCUGCCCUCCCCUGACACUGUCAUCAUCCCUGAAGAGAUGUUAUUUUAUACUUCAUUCAUGAUUUUUAUAGUUUAGAUGCGCAAAUUGUAACAUCGAGAAAAACGAUGAAUAGCGCGAAUUAUUUAUAUCAGUUUUAAUUUUAAACAUCAAUAUUAAAAUGGUUUGUGUAUAGACUUGAAGAAUAAAUAUAUGUAUUCAUUCAUGAUGUUUGUGCAGUGAGGACAGACACAUGUGAGUAGCAACAAACUGCUGGCCUUAUACUCAUUGCCAUUGCACACACGUUGUAUACAAACCUGUGUAGUGUACCCAGAGCAAGCAAGUUGAGUGACUAAUGUGUAAGUGAUACAGAAGGCUUGAAUCAUGAAUGUUGCAAAUUAUAUACUGUAUGUUAAAAAACUGUACAUAAUUUUACUUAGUAAUGUAAGUGCUUCUGCUAAGAAACAUCAUUUAGCUCACUUUGUUGUUUCUACAUCUCACUAUUACAGUAAGAGACAUUUUGUUCUUACCUUUUCUGUCUUAGCUUAGAGUAAUCAGGAGGUAGGUACCAAAUUUAUAUCAUACAUAUAUUUAUAACCCGAAACAAAAAAGGUAUUCUUACUAACAUGGUGCAAGGUAAAGAAUGAGAAAGGAAGCUGCAAGGCAGAUGAGAGACCUGUCCUGCUGUGACACUGCAGUCUAUGAUGAACUUAGCACCUGGGAUGGCAGUAAGAUACAUAUGGGCUGGACUUAUAAGUAGGCUUUAUUUAUUUUCAUAUUAUUUUUCAGUAAUAUAUACCUUACAUCUGUUCUUUUAACUAACAGUGAUCAUGAAAAUAUUAAUGUACUUAUGGUUAUACAUAAAUGUUUACUUAUGUAUACAUCAUUAUUACACAUUUAAGAUAAUUUAUGUCCAGUAAAGUUUAGUGAAUAACUGAA